UUCAGAAUCGACUGCCCCACAUGCAUGAGAUCGGCGAGAGGAAUCAGCAUGAAAACAUCGUGAAGAGUUGUUUUCGCCUAAUUCCUAAGAUCUAAAGACGUAUAAGAAGAAAGUAAAGAUGGUGAAAGAGCAAUUUCGGGAAACAGACGUGGCUCGAAAGAUAAGCCAUGUUUGCUUUGGCCUGAUGUCGCCGGAGCAGAUGCGGCAACAAGCAACCAUCCACGUUGUAAGCAACAAGCUGUAUCAACCCGAUACCCGCAACCCCAUCCCGUAUGGCGUCUUGGACCAUCAUAUGGGCACAAGCGAGAAGGAGAACCCUUGUCAAACCUGUAAGAAGACCUUAGCUGAUUGUGUGGGGCACUAUGGCUUUGUGGAUCUUGAGUUGCCUGUGUUUCACAUUGGUUUCUUCAAGCUGGUCAUGAAUUUGCAAGCAAUAUGCAAGACCUGCGGCCAUAUUCUUCUAGACGACGAAACCCAUCAGAACUUUGUGGAUGCCUUGCGACGUCCCAAUCUCACCUACCUACAGAAAAGGGGACUAAGAAAGAAGAUUCAUGAGAAGGCGCGCAAGAACCAGAUCUGCUUCCAGUGCAAUUCAUAUAAUGGACCUGUUAAGAAGUGUGGUCCUCUUAAGAUCAUCCAUGAAAGAUGGAAGGUGAAUCGGAAGAACCCAGAGAAGGUCCUGAAGCAGUUUCAGAGCUCCCUGGAUACAGCCAUUGAACAUAACAAGGACAUUGAGCCAUUGCUUCCAAAGGCACAGGAGAAUAUGAAUCCAUUGAUGGUAUUGGAAUUGAUGAAAAGGAUACCCAACGAGGACAUUCCACUGUUGUGUAUGGACACAGAGAACAGUCGUCCUCAAGACCUCAUCUUAACACGGCUUCUAGUCCCUCCUCUGUGUAUUAGACCAUCCGUCGUAUCGGACCUCAAAGCAGGAACGAACGAAGAUGACUUGACGGUGAAGCUCACAGAGAUUAUCCUGAUCAACGAUGUCAUCCAAAAGAGAAGAAGAGCAGGCGCAAAGAUGUCGAUGAUCAUGGAAGACUGGGAUUUCUUGCAGCUGGCCUGUGCUUUGUACAUCAACAGUGAAACAUCUGGACUACCCCUUAACAUGCAGCCCAAGAAGCCAACCAGGGGAUUCUGCCAGCGUCUGAAGGGCAAACAAGGUCGUUUCCGUGGUAACUUGUCCGGCAAGCGAGUAGACUAUUCCAGCAGGACUGUCAUCUCUCCUGAUCCAAACUUGAGAAUUGAUGAGGUGGCAGUCCCGGAGCAUGUUGCCAAGCUGUUAACCUACCCCGAGAAGGUCACCAAGUCCAACAUGUCCCUGAUGAGGAAACUCGUCAUGAACGGGUGUGAUGUUCAUCCGGGAGCCAACUUCAUACAUCAGAGGCACACCCAGAAUAAAAUGUUUCUGAAGUAUGGCAAUAGACAGAAAAUGGCUCAAGAACUCAAGUAUGGGGACACUGUUGAGAGACAUCUGAUAGAUGGAGACAUUGUUCUCUUCAAUCGUCAACCAUCACUCCAUAAACUCAGUAUUAUGGCACACAAGGCGAGGGUGAAGCCAUUCCGUACCUUCCGUUUCAAUGCCUGUGUCUGUACGCCCUACAAUGCUGAUUUUGAUGGCGAUGAGAUGAACCUUCAUUUACCUCAGACGGAAGAAGCCAAGGCGGAAGCCCUCACACUCAUGGGGGUGAAGUCCAAUCUUGUUACACCAAGGAACGGUGAACCAUUGAUUGCUGCGAUUCAAGACUUCAUUACAGGUGCCUAUCUCCUGACCUCCAAGGAAGUGUUCUUUGAUCGAUCCAGAGCCUGUCAGCUUGUCUCGGCGAUGCUGUCCAGCCGAGAAACCAACAUGAGGAUCACGCUUCCUCCUCCUGCUAUUCAGAAGCCUGUUAGAUUAUGGACUGGCAAGCAGGUGUUUAGUCUCAUUCUCAGACCCAACUCAAAGAGUGAUGUAAAAGCUAACCUCCGUACCAAGGGAAAGAACUAUUCCUCUGGAGAGGAUCUGUGUGUCAACGAUUCCUACAUAGUUGUCCAUAACAGCCAGUUGAUGUGCGGAGCCAUGGAUAAGAGCACACUAGGGUCUGGAUCCAAGAAUAAUAUCUUCUACAUCUUGUUGAGGGACUAUGGUGAAGAAUACGCUGCCGAUGCCAUGAGUCGAAUGGCGAAACUCUGUCCUGCCUACCUCAGUAACCGGGGUUUCUCCAUUGGUAUUGGUGACGUCACUCCCGGAGCUGGUCUACUCCAGGCUCAGAAACAGCUUCUGCAUGCAGGGUACUCUAAAUGUGAUGAAUACAUCCAACAGCUGGAAGUUGGCAAGCUCCAAACUCAAGCAGGAUGUACGGCUGAGGAGACAUUGGAGUCGAUGAUCCUCAAAGAGUUGUCGGUGAUCCGAGACCAUGCUGGUAAGGCCUGUCUGAGAGAGCUUCACAAGAGCAACAGCCCUCUUACUAUGGCUGUAUGUGGGUCUAAAGGAUCUUUCAUCAACAUCUCACAGAUGAUAGCAUGCGUCGGACAGCAGGCCAUUAGUGGCAAGAGAAUCCCAAAUGGCUUUGAAGACAGGGCGCUUCCCCACUUUAACAGACAUUCUCGUAUCCCGUCGGCCAAGGGGUUCGUGAAGAAUAGUUUCUACUCGGGAUUGACCCCAUCGGAGUUCUUUUUCCAUACCAUGGCAGGGAGAGAAGGCCUGGUUGAUACCGCUGUAAAGACUGCCGAGACAGGUUACAUGCAGAGGAGACUUGUUAAGUCAUUGGAGGACCUGUGUUCACACUACGACCAGACGGUACGUAAUUCUAUGGGAGACAUUAUACAGUUUAAGUACGGUGAUGACGGUUUGGACCCGGCAGCCAUGGAAGGGAAGGACAAGCAGGUCGACUUACCCAGAGUCUUGCAACAUGUUCAGAACAAGUAUCCAUGCAAGAAGGAGUAUUCCUUGGGAAGCAUUGACAUCCAGAGAACGGCCAGUGAGAUCAUAAAGAGUAAAGAGUUUGCAGAGUGUAGUCAGGAAUUUAGAACCGCGCUUAGUGACUUCAUAGAUGAAUGCUGUACUGCUCUACAGAAGAGUCGACGUGCCUACAAGAUUGAUGAAGCUCAGACGGAACCUGAUGUCUUGUAUCAGCUUCAUCGCAUCACGUCGACGCAGCUUCGUCGCUUCUUGACCAUGUGCAAGUCCAAGCAUCAGAGGGCCUGUAUUGAACCUGGGACGACGGUCGGUGCCUUGGGGGCACAGAGUAUCGGGGAACCGGGAACACAGAUGACCCUCAAGACUUUCCAUUUUGCUGGAGUCGCUUCCAUGAAUAUCACUUUGGGUGUGCCUCGGAUCAAGGAGAUUAUCAACGCCAGUAAGAACAUCAGCACCCCCAUCAUCACCGCCCAGCUUGACGUCGUGGACGACGCUGACUUUGCGCGUCUGGUCAAAGGUCGCAUCGAGAAGACGUUGCUGGGCGAGGUGAGCGAGUACAUCGAGGAGGUCUUCCUCCCUGAUAACUGCUUCGUGCUCAUCAAGUUGGACCUGGACAGAAUCAGGCUGCUCAAGCUUGAAGUGUCCGCAGAAAGCAUCUGUAUGUCAAUCUGUGCUUCAAAACUCAAGGUCAAACCUGGUCAACUGCAAGCUGUAGCCGAAGACCUGAUAACCGUGGAACCAGCAGAGAGUAGUAAGAGCUCCAUGUACUACAAUCUUCAGUUCUUGAAGCAGAGCCUGACUGAUAUAGUCAUACAGGGAUCUCCUAACGUGAACCGUGCUGUCAUCCACAUUGAUGAGAAAGGAGGCAAGCAGAAAUACAAGUUAUUGGUAGAAGGAGAUAAUCUACAAGGAGUUAUUGCAACGAGAGGAGUGAAGGGAACAUAUACCACAUCAAAUAACACGUAUGAGAUGGAGAAGACAUUAGGAAUUGAAGCAGCGAGACGCUGUAUUAUGAGUGAGAUUGAAUACACGAUGGUGAGCCACGGAAUGAGCAUCGACCAUCGUCAUGUCAUGCUGCUGGGAGAUCUUAUGACGUAUAAGGGUGAAGUUCUUGGUAUCACUCGCUUCGGUCUUGCCAAGAUGAAGGAAAGCGUGCUCAUGUUAGCAUCCUUUGAACGGACUUCUGAUCAUCUCUUUGAUGCUGCCUACUUCGGACAAAAAGACGCCAUCUGUGGUGUGAGUGAAUGUAUCAUUAUGGGCAUCCCUAUGAACGUUGGAACAGGAAUCUUCAAGCUUCUUCACAAGGCAGAUAAACCAGUCAAACCCCCGCAAAGGCAUCUUCUCUUUGAUAAUCCAGAGUUGCAUCUUCCAGGCACCAACUUAUGACACCAAAUGCUGAAUGCAAGGAGACAUCUACACAACACCUUACAAUAGACACUGAAAGUGUAUUAAAAAGGAACACUAAAUGCCAAAUUAUAGAAGGAUCCACACCUUGGCAGAGUUAUUUAAUUGAUGCAGACGUUUGAGCCGUGGUCACUUCCGUUUGAAGCACGCACAAGUUAAAGUGAUGGCAUUACACCAAAGCACGCGACACAAGGAUAAAAUGACAAGUGAUUGAAGUAUAGAAUGGAGCAUUUUAUUCUUGGCGUUCAUUUACACCAACUCAGAGAGAAUAAUAGAUUUCAGGUUUUGACAUAUGGGAGGGUUUUUCAGGGAGCUCUUUUCAUUUAUCUUACUCUCAUAAUUACAGGUAUUU
Lytechinus variegatus (green sea urchin) is the source of this 4652-nucleotide messenger RNA. It is a transcript of the gene polr3a, whose product is annotated as DNA-directed RNA polymerase III subunit RPC1-like. Lineage: Eukaryota; Metazoa; Echinodermata; Echinoidea; Temnopleuroida; Toxopneustidae. Gene Ontology annotation, biological process: DNA-templated transcription. Gene Ontology annotation, molecular function: DNA binding; DNA-directed RNA polymerase activity. The record is from RefSeq and is a predicted model, not a curated record.